UGAUGAAUAUGGCGGAGAGAGCACCUGACAGCAUCUGUUUAUAUCAACUGUAAUUAACUUGUUAGGUGCAGUGCAAGCUUCAGUAUAAUCAUCACACCCAGUGCCAUAACCACAGCCUAGAGGUUAUCCAGCAUGUCAACAGCUCAGUAUCACCAGACGUGGCUGGUGGACUUUUUCCACUCGUUUCCACACAUAGAUUUGACGUUUCAGUAUACAAACUCGACUUUCGACCCUGAAAGACCAACAUAUAGAGAGGCCCUGAUAUUUUUUGCAGCCCUGCCAGUGUUGUGGUGCAUAAUCUCCCUGCUUCUCUUCUCCUGCUACUAUGUGGUCCAGUGCUGCAAAGACAAACCAAAGAAGCGACGCAAGACAGGCUGUCUGAAGGUCUUCAUUGGUCUGAUGGUCACACUGGGAUGUGUUGCACUAGCAUUUGGUUUCUACGGUAAUGAGGAGGCGAAUGAUGGUGUAGAUGACCUUGCCGACUCUCUGGCAGAUACGAACCAGACGCUGCAGAAUGCUAAACAUACAUUGACGGUGCUGGACGACCUGGCGGGCCAGAUCUCUAGGCGUGGUGUGCAGGCGCUACAGAAUGUCACUGACUCUAUAGGGAACGGAACAGUCAGGGUUUCCAUUCACCUCUUGAUUAAGACCAUUAUUGACAAAUCUGCCGAAUUCCGCACGGACAUAAAGGUUUUACAAAACGACACAGGUGGCUUUAAUCUGCAGAGCAUCAAAGAAGAAAUUGACAUCAUAGAAUUUUACAGAUGGCUUGCGACUUUGAUUCUGAAUACAGUAUUUGUGUUCCUGAAUCUGUUGUUCCUUAUUGGCAUUGUGAAGUCAUCCAAGUGUGUUCUUGUGACAGCUGCUGUGGGCAGUCUUUGCUGCCUUAUUCUCAUGUGGGGAGCUUCUGGAUUCUACAUAGGAGUCUCAAUGGCCACUGGAGAUCUGUGUUCUGAUCCUGACUUAUUUGUCAGGAGGACGGUAUCUGGCACUGUCAAGAAAGAUGUGCUUGAAGCUUACUUGACAUGUACAGAUAAUAACAAGCCAUUCACAGAGAGCAUAGUUAAAGCCAAUGAAGCGGUGGCCCAGGCCACAUCAGCUCUCAACAAGACGGUCGCUCUUGCCAAGCCAUACAACAUCUCAGAUAAGAUUCGCCAACCAGUUGCCUUCCUGCGGCGGGAGCUGAAGUAUGUUGUGAGUAACCUGACGGCACUGAAUGAUGUCGUCAACUGUGAGCACAUCCACAACAACUAUGUGAAAUCUGUCAAAGGCAUCUGUGACAAAACAAUGAUUGGCCUGGCGUUUAUGUGCUUGAUGUCUCUGAUUGUGGGCCUCACCAUCACUUUUGCCAUUGCAUUUGCAUCACGCACAUGGCCACACUUUGGCAAAAGGCGUGGCUACUAUCCUGUGGAUGACACUGAUCCUUUCCUGCCACGCCCCCCACCGUAUGAGAGCUACGGCACGAUGCGGAGUUACGAGAGGGAGGGGGGAAAUAGCAUCCCCAGCCUCGGUCGGAGAAGUUUAGCUAGCGAGCAAGGAUCUCGACCAUUUUGGAUAGAGGAUACCACUGCAAAAAGUGUUAAUGAAGAGUCUGGAGCGACCUUGAACUUGCCAAUGGGGGAAUCCCCUCCUCCCGCAUACCACCCUGGGAGGUACAGCAGCAUGCAGCAGUACAACAACCUGGCCCCCCACCCCGGGGCCAUGCAGGGCUCCAGUGAAGCAUGAGGCAGCCAGGAGACAGGGGAUCACAUGGCUGCCAUGGGAUGUCAUGGGAUGUCAGCAAAGACACUGACCCAUCCGAUGGGUUGAAUUUAUUGUUAGAUAUAUUUUGAGCUCAGAAAUGUAGUCAUUACAUUGUCUAACAUAUAUUGAUGUAGAUAUUUUUACACUUUUAAUUCAAUAGAUUAAGUAAAGAAUAGUUUACAUUAGACAUAUUUUAGUUAUUGACCUUACAUAAAUCACAGUAUUUUCUUUAAUCUUUUGCACCUUUUGUCCUUUGACAUGAUAAGAUAUGUUCCUGAUUUACCCAACAUUGUGUAAUGUAGCUAUAGUUUGUGAUGGAAGACACUGAUGACGUUGUAACCUCAUGAGUAUCUGGUGUUGCCCAUCAUCAUGAGAUUGCUGCCUACUGCUGACCUAAGGACACCAAAUACUGAAUCCUGCUCAUAACUUGCUCAUGUCAAUGUGCCACGAGGGACCAGUGAUUGUGUCACCCAUGUCUUGUUAGGCUGAAGUGAUUCACCGACGUCUGCUUCGCAGUACUCAAGUUGGUUAGUCGGACUGAUCAUGCAAUGGUGCUAAUACAACAUGAAGACAUGACAUCAGAAAAGGAUUGGGGAAAAAAGAGUUUUAUUGGUAAUAGUUUUAAAGUAUGAUAUCAAAUCAUGUGCUUAGGGUAUCAUUUCAGUCCAAAUUAUAUCACUGAAUCCAUGAGAGCGUGAAUUGGUUCCUAUGUCUACCUCCUGGGUACCCGUCAUGAAUGCUUCAUUUAAUUUACUAUUAACAGUAACUUGCUUAUGAAUUCUACAAGUUGAAGCAAGUGAAACAAGUGGCCAUCUGUUAUAUAUUUAAAGACAAAAGACUGUCUGACUCUGUGAAGUUCCAGGGAGGGUGUGUCUACAGAAAUGUGAAGUACAGCACCCUAUAGUUUAUUGCUAGAUAUAAGACUGUGAUUUUGAUGUACUUGAUGAUGAGAAGAACUGGAUCUGUGUGUGAACCAUAUCUACCUACACCAGCCGUGUCUACAGUACAUGGCACCCACCAGCUGUGUCUACAGUACAUGGCGCCCACCAGCCGUGUCUACAGUACAUGGCGCCCACCAGCCGUGUCUACAGUACAUGGCGCCCACCAGCUGUGUCUACAGUUCAUGGCGCCCACCAGCCGUGUCUACAGUACAUGGCGCCCACCAGCCGUGUCUACAGUACAUGGCGCCCACCAGCUGUGUCUACAGUACAUGGCGCCCACCAGCUGUGUCUACACUACAUGGCACCCACCAGCCGUGUCUACAGUACAUGGCGCCCACCAGCCGGGUCUACAGUACAUGGUGCCAACAGCUGUGUCUACAACAGCCAUUAUUGUCCUAUGGAUCUAUCAUUCUUCACCAUUUUCACCGUGCUAACAACAGCAUAAACUUGAUGUUUCAUCAAUGAGUUAACUUUGUUUUGUCCAACCAUUGUCACAAGGGCCACAACAAAUAAAGUAUUACUUUUCCUUCCAAAUCUUUAAAAAAAAAAUUGAAGCUG
Messenger RNA from Haliotis rufescens (red abalone), 3242 nucleotides. Its product is annotated as protein tweety homolog 1-B-like. Bases 133 to 1725 code for a protein of 530 amino acids. NCBI's taxonomy places the organism in Eukaryota, Metazoa, Mollusca, Gastropoda, Lepetellida, Haliotidae. The record is from RefSeq and is a predicted model, not a curated record. Gene Ontology annotation, molecular function: volume-sensitive chloride channel activity; intracellularly calcium-gated chloride channel activity. Gene Ontology annotation, cellular component: plasma membrane. The transcript is spliced from 15 exons.